AUGUUUCUGUGCAGAGCCGGACACCACAACCCGCCGGACGCAGUUGUGCAAAUGCGCUUGGACGGCCUCAGAGGUGCGAUUGGGGGUCGGGUGCCACAAGGCGCCUGCGUCACGGGCUGGCCUUCUUUUUUAUUUUUUGUUGGGGAACCUAAAAGCAAACAGACUACCCGCCCGCACAUCCCCCGCCUCUGGCUGAGGGCGAGCCACGCCGCUGGGAGGUCCGCCGUUGCUGCGUGGCACCCUCUGAAGGCCACUCACGAGGCGCCGGCUUUCCUUGGCGUGCAUGCCAAUGCCUCAAUGCGUGCAGGUCCAACACUGCGCCUGGGGUUGUCAUUUGCCGGCGGCGUUCACCUGAAAUUUGGCGGCUCUGCUGCGGUGGAGGAUUCAUUGGAAAAGGUGGAGGGGCUGUUUCCCCUGGUGGGGCUUCGGGGGGCCUUUGGUGGCACAACCCAGCACACGCCGGUUGUUGACGAGGGCUUUACUGGAGCUCAGCGUCCCGCAAACCCUCAACCUCUCUGCAGAAGUCGUGCGUAA
This is a messenger RNA of Trypanosoma conorhini, 534 nucleotides long. RefSeq lists its product as uncharacterized. The record is from RefSeq and is a predicted model, not a curated record. The coding region runs from base 1 to 534 and encodes 177 amino acids. Lineage: Eukaryota; Euglenozoa; Kinetoplastea; Trypanosomatida; Trypanosomatidae. The transcript has a single exon.